AUGCUGCAAGAGACGACAGAAGCACAUCCGCGGAAGGAGUAUCGACGUAAAGCGAGAGGAAUGAACUUGUCAAGAGUUAUAUAUCUCAUUUCACUACCGGAAAGUCAAUUUCAGGUUGCUAUUUCCGUGCAGCCUGGGGUUGUUCGCCAUAGCUAUGAAGCAAGAGUCACUCACAUCUCCGAGGACUUCCUAUCGGCUCUUAUUCUGGAAUCGAUUUCUAUAAGUGCACCUGUGGAUGACAGACUACAUGAGAAAUUGAGAGGUGUUGUACUCGAGGUGGACGAUAUCAUAGAGGUUAAGCAUAGCUGUUUAACCAUCAAACGUGGCGUAUGUCAGCUGAGAGGAAAGUUUGUUCGGAUUUUGCGAAAAGGGUGA
Messenger RNA from Ostertagia ostertagi, 375 nucleotides. NCBI's taxonomy places the organism in Eukaryota, Metazoa, Nematoda, Chromadorea, Rhabditida, Trichostrongylidae. The record is from the annotation of a GenBank genome assembly.